UACCGUAAGUCAUGCCUUGACGGUGGUGAUGAUCGACCGAGGCCCUUUAAACCCUGCAGCUUCUUCUAGCUUCUCUUUAGGGCCCUUUAGUCCAUGCAUGUGUUUUGUCUAGCUAGCUAAUUCAAUGAGAGAAAACAAGCUGCUUCAAUGUCUGCUCUUCUUGAGCAUGAUCUUUAUCUUUGUAUGCGUUGUUCCAGCUGUGAAGUCAUCAGCGUUUGAGCUAGAGGAGGAUGAGUACUCAUGGCUUAACGAUGAAGAUGAUCAGGCUAACAUGGUUCAGAGCCACCAAAGUUCAAGAAGCAAGUGUGAACUGUCUGCCGGAAAGUGGGUUUAUGAUCAAUCCUACCCUCUCUAUGACUCGAGCUGUCCAUAUCUUAGCACUGCCGUCACUUGUCAGAAAAAUGGAAGGCCUGAUUCCGACUACGAAAAGUGGCGCUGGAAGCCAAACCGCUGCUCCAUUCCUAGGUUUGAUGCAUUGAAAUUUCUUGGUAAAAUGAGAAAAAAAAGAAUAAUGCUAGUGGGUGAUUCUAUAAUGAGGAAUCAGUGGGAGUCUCUUGUGUGCUUAGUACAAGGAGUUGUUCCAACAGGUCGAAAGAGAGUCACCUACAAUGGUCCUUCUAUGGCAUUCCAUGCAAUGGACUUUGGGACAUCAAUUGAGUUUUCUUGGGCUCCACUCCUAGUAGAAUUGAACAAGGGAGCUGCAAACAAGAGGAUUUUGCAUUUGGAUUUGAUAGAGAAGAAUGCAAAGUAUUGGAGAGGAGUUGAUGUUCUUGUUUUUGAUUCAGCUCACUGGUGGACUCACUCUGACAAAACAUCGUCGUGGGAUUACUACAUGGAAGGACAAUCACUGUUUACAAAUAUGAAUCCAAUGGUUGCAUACCAGAAAGGACUCACUACAUGGGCUAAAUGGGUUGAUUUAAACCUAGACCCUCGUAAGACCCGAGUAAUUUUCAGAAGCAUGUCACCUAGGCAUAACAGAGAAAAUGGUUGGAGAUGCUACAAUCAGAAGAAGCCUCUAGCUUAUUUCAGUCACCAACAUGUUCCUGAACCUCUGCUAGUACUGCAAGGGGUAUUGAGAAAGAUGAGAUUUCCAGUUUAUCUUCUGGACAUAACCACAAUCUCAGCGUUUAGAAGAGACGGCCACCCUUCUGUGUACAGACGGGCCAUGGGACAGGAAGAGAAGCAGCACCUGAGAGAGUAUUCGUCGGACUGCAGCCAUUGGUGUCUUCCUGGUGUGCCUGAUAUUUGGAAUGAGAUGUUGAGUACCUUGCUCUAAUCGAGUAUGAGAGACUUAAGAGAACUGUAUGAACACUAAUUAGGUAAAGUGGCUAGAAUAACUCUCUCUGCCAUAUUAAAGACCUCUUGCAUGUUAAUUAGACUCUACGGGAGUGUAAUGAUGAGUCAUGAUGCUGUGUGUUCAUGUGUCUUGGAACAAUAUGAUGUUAUGUUUGGUAGCAAAGUCUCACUGUACUCUUUUUAUCUCUCUUUUGCACUCCUUUUUUCAAAAGUCACUUGUUGAGAGAACAUGAUAUAUCAAGUGCAGUUUGAACAUUCUUUUAA
Molecule: messenger RNA, 1560 nt
Organism: Rosa chinensis
Lineage: Eukaryota; Viridiplantae; Streptophyta; Magnoliopsida; Rosales; Rosaceae
Product: protein trichome birefringence-like 36
Exons: 5
Coding region: 125-1276 (383 amino acids)
Cellular component (GO): Golgi apparatus
Molecular function (GO): O-acetyltransferase activity
Source: RefSeq, a predicted model, not a curated record